Suillus bovinus is the source of this 1127-nucleotide messenger RNA. Its product is annotated as carbonic anhydrase. NCBI's taxonomy places the organism in Eukaryota, Fungi, Basidiomycota, Agaricomycetes, Boletales, Suillaceae. The transcript is spliced from 7 exons. The record is from RefSeq and is a predicted model, not a curated record. The coding region runs from base 303 to 1013 and encodes 236 amino acids. Gene Ontology annotation, biological process: cellular response to oxidative stress; cellular response to carbon dioxide; carbon utilization. Gene Ontology annotation, molecular function: carbonate dehydratase activity; zinc ion binding.
AGCUUUUUUUCAAAAAAUAGAGAUGUGUCUCUUUCAUUUUCUGCUCGGAAAUAUUUUUUCCAUGUUUUCUCAUCUUAAAGGAAGUGACAGGCGGUUCAAGAGGUCACGCCCUUGCGCGGGGUUUCGAGGUGUCGAGGUAGUGCCAGGCUCCAUGAGGUUAAGGCUAGGGUGUGACACGAGAGGGCACAAACCUCAGGUUGGGCAGUAGCACACGCGCAAAUCGCAAUGUGCUUAACCUUAUACGUAAUGCAAAUACCUCGUUCUUCUCGAUAUUUGGAGCCGAAGUCCUUCGGAACGGUAACAUGGCAUCUACGACACCCGGUGCCCCCAUGUGCGAAGAAGCCGGAAACUUUGCUGCAAUUAAAGGUUAUUCCAUGUCUCAUCUCCAAUUGGAUGUCACAGAGGACUUGAUCAACGCCAAUGAGGAAUGGGCGCAAAACGUAAUAAAAAAUGAUCCUAAUUUCUUCAAGGACUCUGCUACUUAUCCCCAAAGGCCCGAGGUCCUUUGGAUUGGCUGCUCUGACUCGCGAGUGCCAGCCUCUGUCGUCACAGCGUCCAUGCCUGGCGACAUCUUUACACACACGAACAUUGCAAACCAAUUCCACAGCUUUGAUGACAACGUUAACUCCGUCCUAUCCUUCGCUGUCCACCAGGUCGACGUCAAACAUGUUGUCCUCGUCGGUCACAGUAUCUGCGGAGGUGCCAUAGCAGCGAUAGAGGCUGCUGACGGAGGGCCCGUCGAACCCCACGACCCACUCACGCGUUGGUUGAUCCCCCUCAUCCAACUCGUUCGAACCCUUGAUCUCGACGGACUACCUGAGAAUGAGGCAGUGGAGAAGGUUAUUGAAGCCAACAUCUAUAAGCAGGUUGAAAAUAUUUGCCUGUCGGAACCGAUUGUCACUGCGUGGGCAGCCGGGAAUGAUGUCUCUGUACAUGGAUGGCUGUAUGAUCUCGCUACGGGACGCAUCAGAGAGCUUGUCGUGCGAUCCCCUCCGUGUGCGCGUUCUUGUUAGUAUUACAAUCAUUGAUCCGGUUUUGAUGCAUUCUUUGUACAAAUUUGUUAGAUACGUUGACGGUGACUGAACAAUAUGUACAACUCUAUAUCACUUUGCUUCCCACAUGUCUAU